AUGACCCUCCAGUAUCACAAGAACUCACGAGACAACAAAUUCGAGCUUGGAAGAAGUGCGCCGACGACUGCAGGGCCAACUUCAAACACGUCCUCCUAUGGCCUUGCAUGUAUUGCCUCCACUACAUCGACUACAAAGAACGACCUAAAAGUUCACGUUUCUUCUGCAGGCGAUCGGAAUGUGUGGGUAGAGGCAAAAUCCAGGUGA
Molecule: messenger RNA, 207 nt
Organism: Alternaria postmessia
Lineage: Eukaryota; Fungi; Ascomycota; Dothideomycetes; Pleosporales; Pleosporaceae
Exons: 2
Coding region: 1-207 (68 amino acids)
Source: RefSeq, a predicted model, not a curated record